AGAUAGAUGUUCUAUAAAUCGGUCAUGUUUAUUUUCCCCUGAAACCAUGAUAUGUCCCAACUGUUUCUGUUUUUUUGUUGUUUUUUUUACAGAUUUGACUGCUCCAUGUGCAACUAUAAGAUAUGCUGGAAUACUAUAAUGUGCCCCUACUUUCCAGCUGAGAGUCAGCCUGCCUGUGAAAUAGCAAGUUAGGAAAGCAAAUUUAUAUAACUCAAGGGUUUCAAUUUACUCUAUUCCAGCUUGGUAUUCAUGCUUAUGGGAACACACUAAUAUGCCCAUAAUUCCUGGGAUAUUCUGAAUUCACAGGAAUGUUGCUAGGCAAUGUCAGAUACUCAACAAUGAAUGCAAAAUAUUGAAGACAAGUCAGUAGUAGUAGACCAAAAAUUAGAGGCUCUCCAAGAUGAAAAUCAGAGAUUGGUGCAAUCUAAUGUGGAGCUGGAAGAAAGUAUUGCAAUGAUGGAGUUUGAACGCGCAUCAUAUUUUCUAAGAUUCCAAAAUGUAAUAGAAGAGAGUGAUGAGAACUUGUUACUAUUGAUGACUGAGUUAUUGGUGGACUUGCUUGGAAUGGAAAGGGAUCAAAUCAAAAGAGAAGUUGAUCAAGUCUAUAGAGUGAAUUCAAAUUAUGCAAGAAGAAAUAGAGUGCCUAGGGAAGUUCAUGUUAGAUUCAGCAAAAGAGCAGUAUGGGAUGAGAUCCUGAGACUAGUGAGGGACCAGCCUCUGAAAUACAAAGAUAAAGACUUGGUAGUUCUCAAACAGAUCCCAAGAAGAAUUAGAAAAGCUCGAAGAGAAUACCAAUUCUUAAUGAAGAAAUUGAUCAGUAAAGGAGUGAACUUCAGAUGGUUGAUCCCAGAAGGACUAUUAAUUUUUUGGGACACAAAAAGAUAUAGAUUGAACACCCCACAACAAGCAGAGGACUUUUUUUAUAAUCAUAGAGAUUUCUUGGAGAGAGGUGAGGUGGAACCUAAGAAACCAGAGGAAACGACUGCAGGAACAUCGAAACAAACGGAGGAAGAAGCACCUAAAAAGAUUCAACCAGAGGAGAUGUGAGGCCUAAAGAUCAGAGGCAGAUAAGCUCUCCUAGAAAAUUGAGAUCUCGACACAACUGAAACUAUGGAGGAAAUUGGAAUUCCUUCAAUAAAUAUAUAUGGUCUUAACUCCCCAUCAAAAAGGAGUAAAAUAUUUCAUAGACUACAAAAGCUAAAAAUGGAUAUAAUUUGUCUCCAGGAGACACACAUUAAGUCACAACAUUCUAGAAUACUUGAACAAUCAAAACUUGGUAAACUUUAUUUUUCCU
Crotalus tigris (Tiger rattlesnake) is the source of this 1294-nucleotide messenger RNA. RefSeq lists its product as uncharacterized. The transcript is spliced from 2 exons. Bases 343 to 1047 code for a protein of 234 amino acids. The record is from RefSeq and is a predicted model, not a curated record. Lineage: Eukaryota; Metazoa; Chordata; Lepidosauria; Squamata; Viperidae.